AUGGGUGUUCUGGGCCUUACUUCUGACAAAGCCAAAAUUGUGCAAAAUCUUGGACCUGUCGACUUCGACGCCGUCGUGAAGGAACGCGAGAAGUUUAUCUACGUUCCCAGUUGGUUCUCAGUUGAUCUGCGAUGUGGCUUCCCCAUUAUUCAUCUGGACAGUUCCGACGCCCUCUCAGCGCACAUCACCCUCAAAGACGCUGGAUUUGGAAGUCCUGAAGACGCCUCCGAUCAAAAAAGUAUGUUUGGGCAAUCUACAACUGCAUCAUCAUUAUCGCAACCGUUGCUGGUGUGCAGAUGUACGGCCUCCCUAGACACGCCUGUCCCAAUCGGUUGA
Molecule: messenger RNA, 336 nt
Organism: Hydatigera taeniaeformis
Lineage: Eukaryota; Metazoa; Platyhelminthes; Cestoda; Cyclophyllidea; Taeniidae
Source: the annotation of a GenBank genome assembly